AUGGGACACCUCAUUUGCCUCUACACGUCGGACAAUACCACGUCAGCAGCCGCGGGCGACGGUUGGCGCGAAGCCACGACAACGGCACGCGAGUCGACGGUGGACGGGGGGGUGGCGGACGGCAAAGCAGGGGGCGGCGGAGCGAGAUGGGCGCAGGCCCGUGCGCCAGAGUGGGAGGAGCGCGUGUAUGCGCGCGGCGUUCGCGGAUACAACAACGUGCUGCAGCACUUGGCGGACACUAACAGGGCGCACCUGCUGCGCGACGUGUGGAGCGACAUGGGGAUGGACGGCGUGGCGCCCGACCGCACGUCCUUCCACAUCGCCACUGCCGCCGCCAUGAAGGCCGGCCGCCUGCACGACGUGCUCUUCUUCUUCAAUCAGAUGAAGACACGUGGCAUCGUGCCUGACGUGGCGAUGCACAACAUGGUCAUCAGCGCGUGUGCCAUCUGCCUGCACGUCCACCAUGCCUUCAAGGUGGCGGAGGGCAUGAGGAGGGCGGGCGUGGAGUUCCAUCAGCGCACGUACACCGCGCUGCUCAAUGCCGCCGCCAACACCGGCCGCAUCGCCCUCGCGGAGGCGGUGGUGAGGGAGAUGGAGGCGGGGGGCAGGCAGCGCACACGCCUCACACUGGCGGCACUCAUCACAGCCCACGCCAACCACCUCCCUCGCCUGCCCCGCUGCAAACCCAAGGUGUUGGCGCUGCUGGAUGAGGCGCGCGCCCUGCCCUCUCAGGAGCCGCCAGGGCAUGGGGAAGGGGAGGGGGCAGACGAGGGGGGAGAGGAGGGUGGGGAGUUGGGGGAAGGGGGCGGCGAGGAAGGGGGGAAGGAGGGGGGUCACGCGGAGCUAGCAGGAGGAGGAGCAGCCAUGCAGGGCGGCGGCACGGUGCAGGGCGGCACGGUGCAGGGCGGCACGUUGCAGGGCGGCAAGUUGCGGCAUUACAUGGCAGCGCUGACGGCUAUGGAGACGCUCAGAGACCCACAGGUAAGGCAGGGGGUUGGGGAGGCAGGGGAGGGGGGGGUGGGGAGGGGAGGGGGAGGCAGAGGGGGGGAGAGGCAGGGGGGGAGUGGCAGGCAGGGGAAGGCGGGCGCAGGUGAGGGUGAUGAGCAGGUGGGGGUGAGGAGCUCGACCAAUGCGCUCGCUGGGGCAGAGCAGGUGAUGGCAGCAGCGAGGGAGGACGGCGUCACACCAAAUGCACACAUGCACCGCCGGCUCAUCAGAGUGUAUGCGAGUGCGGGGCAGCUGGAGGCGGCGAGGGCGGUGUGGGAUGCCUUUGUGGCUAGUGGGGGCUACCCGGGAAGAAGCCUCUUCCUGCACGUGGCAGAGGCAGCCAUGGCGCAGGCCACGCAGGACAGCACCGCCAUCGCACGGCUGUACAUGGAGGAGUUCUUCGCAGCGGGCUACUUCCUCAAUCCUGCCACGGGCGCCCGCCUGCUCAAACUCGCCUCCAUCUUCGCCCGCAAGAGUGGCGACCCAUCAUGUGCGUCGCUCAUAUUCGACCGCUACACAGCAGCCAUGAGGGACGUGGACCCGGACGCACUCUGUGUCUUUGCCUCCGCGCUGCUCGAUCUGGGAGUGCCGCGCACAGACGCGCGUGUGCACCGCGCUCACAGCCUGGCGGCACAGCGCCGUGCCGUGCGCCUGCAUGCCAAGGCUCGCGCCGGUGUCUGGCACGGCGCUCUUCCGCCGCCCUCGUAG
Closterium sp. Yama58-4 is the source of this 1695-nucleotide messenger RNA. The record is from the annotation of a GenBank genome assembly. NCBI's taxonomy places the organism in Eukaryota, Viridiplantae, Streptophyta, Zygnematophyceae, Desmidiales, Closteriaceae.